AUGGGCAAAACAGCUGUCUCUUUUUUUUCUUUAUGUGGGGCCCACCGUUCCAAAAUUUUUGAAACACAAAAGCAUUGCCAGUCCUUCCGGUUCGACGAUCCGGCCCAACCGAGGCCCACCAAACCGCCUGGUUGCCCGGACACCGGGUUCCGCGCCAUAUCCGGAGCCGCCGUCAGCGCCAACACCUCCACCCCUAUAACCGUCCUCCAAUUUGACGAUAUCUGCGAUGAGGUCAAUUCUGAUGCUGCUGCCGGUCAGUAUCAUCAUCGUGGCUACAAUGCAAAGACCGGCAGCAACAAGGGUUUCGUGGCCGGAGCCUCCAGGGCGGGCUGUAACAGUGUUUCACUGGAUGGGUUCGAGAGCACGUCCUCAUUCAGUGCCUUGCCCCUGCAGCGGGCCCCGCGUGGAUACGAUCCCCCCUCGGCCCCCCUGGAGAGGGCUUUCUUUAUGUCCGGCCCGAUCGAGCGUGGGGCUCUCUCCGGGCCGCUAGACGGAGCUGCCUCCGGUGAAAACAAUGGGGAUGUGCCAUUCUCAGCGCCACUCGGGGGCAUUUAUGUGAAGAAGAGGAAGAAGAAGAAGAGCAUUUCGGGAAUGCGCAAGGCAUUGUAUCGGAACUUGUCGGUGGUGCCUGUUAUGAACUUCAUUAGUGGAGGAGGUAGGAAAGAACUUCCCCCUGCGAACGAUGGCUCCAGGGAGGGAGUGGAGGUUGGCUACGAGAGCAAUGUGCAGUGGGCUUUAGGGAAGGCGGGUGAGGAUCGGGUGCAUGUGGUUGUGUCGGAAGAGUUAGGUUGGCUGUUCGUUGGAAUCUAUGAUGGAUUUAACGGACCUGAUGCUCCUGAAUUUCUGAUGAGCCAUCUCUACAAAGCAAUGCAUAAUGAAUUAGAGGGUCUGUUUUGGGACAAAGAAGAUGUAGUGGCAGCACCAGAAAACACAAUUGGUGCAGGGAAUCCAUCUGAUGCUGACAGAGAAGGUCCCCAAGAGACGCAAGAAAUGAAAGGCGUCAAGAUGGGAUCACAAUCACAAAUAGUUAAAAAGGUGCAGUUCGGAGGGGAAAAUAUUGAAGUUAGAAGGAGGAGGUUAUGGGAAUUCUUGGUGGAUGAUGAUCCAGGGGAAGGGCUCGAUCUAUCCGGUUCAGAAAGAUUUGCAUUCUCAGUUGAUGACGCGUUAAGUGUAAAUGAUGCAGGUUCAGCUGUGAAUAGGAGGUCAUUAUUGUUGUCUAAGCUAAAACAUGGGUUGCUGAGUAGGCACAAGGACAAAGAAGGUAGAAGGUUGUUUCCUUGGAAAUUUUGGUUGGAAGGGAAAAACAAAACAACAGAGGAAAUGAGGGAGAAUAAUAAUGUAGCAGAUAAUGAGAGGGAGAAGAUUGGUAGUACUGACCGGAAGAGGAAGAUUGGUGUAGUUGAUCAUGAGUUGGUAUUGAGUGCAAUGUCCAGAGCCCUUGAAGUAACUGAGCAAGCUUACUUGGAUAUGACAGACAGGGUCCUUGAUCGUUACCCAGAGCUUGCAUUGAUGGGUUCUUGCUUGUUGGUUGUAUUGAUGAGGGAUGAAGAUGUGUAUGUGAUGAAUGUUGGGGAUAGUCGUGCCAUUGUAGCCCAGUGCGAAACUGAAGAUAUAAGCUGUGGUAUAGAAUCACAAGUUCCUGAGGAUGGUGGGUUCACUGGUGACAGAAUAGUUGAGGAGUCUGCCAGUGUUAGUCAGAAGGAGAGUAGGGCAGUGAAUGAAGCUCAUGCGCAUCAUUGCGUGAAUUUGACUGCACUGCAACUGUCCACUGAUCAUAGCACAAGCAUAGAAGAGGAAGUCAUUAGAAUCAAGAAUGAACACCCAGAUGACAGCAAUUGUAUUGUGAAUGAUAGAGUUAAAGGUCGUCUUAAAGUAACCCGUGCUUUUGGGGCUGGAUUUCUCAAACAGCAUAAAUGGAAUGAUGCCUUGCUUGAAAUGUUUCGGAACGAUUAUAUCGGUACUGCCCCUUACAUAUCGUGCUCACCAUCCCUACGCCACCACAAACUGUACCCAAGAGACCAAUUUUUGGUGCUGUCAUCUGAUGGAUUGUACCAAUAUUUUAGCAAUCAAGAGGUAGUUUCCCAUGUGCAGAAUUUUAUGGAGAGGUUCCCUGAUGGAGACCCUGCUCAGCACCUUAUAGAAGAGCUUCUCUUCCGUGCUGCCAGAAAAGCUGGAAUGGAUUUUCACGAGCUUCUAGAUAUUCCACAAGGAGAUCGUCGAAAAUACCACGACGAUGUGACUGUUAUGGUGGUAUCCCUUGAAGGUAGGAUUUGGAAGUCAUCUGGAAAGUACUUAUGA
Molecule: messenger RNA, 2298 nt
Organism: Striga hermonthica
Lineage: Eukaryota; Viridiplantae; Streptophyta; Magnoliopsida; Lamiales; Orobanchaceae
Source: the annotation of a GenBank genome assembly